This is a messenger RNA of Malaya genurostris, 3710 nucleotides long. RefSeq names its product unextended protein (gene uex). Gene Ontology annotation, cellular component: plasma membrane. The coding region runs from base 141 to 3134 and encodes 997 amino acids. The record is from RefSeq and is a predicted model, not a curated record. Lineage: Eukaryota; Metazoa; Arthropoda; Insecta; Diptera; Culicidae. Gene Ontology annotation, biological process: transport; magnesium ion homeostasis. The transcript has a single exon. Gene Ontology annotation, molecular function: transmembrane transporter activity.
UUUCUUCGCACUCUUCAUGCCAUCGCAGAUCGAAGUCACAACAAAAAAGUGAAUCACCUAUCGAAAGCGAAAACUAAAUUUAGAUCGAAAUAAUCGGCGGUAGACUCGCGAGUAACAUAGACUGUUUGGUGGAAACAAAUAUGCCGAGAGCUACAAAAGUUCCGAUUGAAAAAAGUACUUGCUCGAUUACACUAGCGAUAGUAUUAGUAGUUUUAGUGCAACCUUUCAAUUCUGUCAACGGUGCUCAUAUACUGUCCCAUAGCGACGAUGAAAAAAGUGCUGUAAACGAUGUUAAUUACUCAUUUUCUGAGGGAAGCUCGCAUAAACAUUUACUACUAGUGACCAAUAGUAGUUUGACCCAAAUUGAAUCAAGUGACGAGCUGCUGGUGAAGCUGGUGUCGAGUGCGGAAGAAUGCUGGAAACAAACAGAAACAGUAUACGAUGGAAUGGCUCGUAUCGUAGAUCGAAAUGAUACACAUCUAGUGGCGGCGGUGAAUUUUUUCAAUCAUCAGCAGAAAUGGCCCACACUAAGUGAAGGGUUUCUCAACGGCAAUAGUUAUAUUAACCAUCAACCACCUAUAAUUGGUGUGUGUGCCUGCCUAAGUGUGAAUGCCAAGGAGGAAAGUGAUUUGUUUUAUUUGCCGUUCUCCACGGAAUUAAGUAGUGAAGGCGGUCAAAAGGAUAGACGAGUACAACGCAGUACUAAUACAGUUGACGAUGCGGGGAAGUUUGAGGGUGGCCGAGGUAUGAAUUCAGUUAACGAUGCGGGGAAGCCGGAGGGUGGCCGAAGCGAUCUGGUAUCGGGCAGAAAUCUAGUUAUAUUUGGCCUUCGCGUCGAGCACGCUGAUAAGGAGCCAACGGUCGAUGAAGAAGCAGUCCCAUCGGUGUUGAGUCACUCGUCCGUUACGCUUCGCCUGUUCGGCAUGGGAUUAAGCGAAGACACCGUGGUGGUGUUUACGCAAGAACAUAAUAUAUUUGGAGGUUCCUGUUUGGUCCCGGUGACAAACAUGUUUCAGGUUAUCAAAGGUUCGGUGAGCGGAUACAGUGCGACGGUGAGAAUUGAACUUCCUGCUACUAAGACAGGAACAUAUUUCUAUUUAUGCGCUAAGCAUGGUAACUUGAAAGGAACGGAACAGUCGGCUCGCAGUGUUGAUCCGUUCAUUCACCAGGGCUCUGACGCAUGGAUGCGUAUGACAAGUUACGAGCCGUUGCUACCACUGUGGGUUUCGUUACUUAUUAUUGGCAUUUGUCUUAUGUUUUCUGCAUUAUUCUCCGGGCUUAAUCUGGGAUUGAUGUCGCUUGAUCGAACGGAUUUGAAAAUUUUAUGCAACACAGGAACGGAAGAAGAGAAGCAGUAUGCCAGAGCCAUUCAACCGGUACGAGACCAUGGCAAUUUCCUACUCUGCAGUAUUCUACUGGGUAAUGUCCUAGUAAAUUCCACAUUCACCAUUUUGCUAGACGGUCUAACGUCCGGACUGGUUGCGGUCAUUUGUUCUACAAUUGCAAUUGUAAUAUUUGGCGAAAUAACACCGCAGGCAAUCUGUUCCCGUCAUGGUCUCGCUGUUGGCGCCAAAACGAUAUUGAUCACUAAAACCGUCAUGCUGAUAACCGCACCUCUUGCUUAUCCGACGUCGAAGAUAUUAGAUUAUCUACUAGGCGAAGAAAUCGGCAACUUCUACAACCGCGAACGCCUGAAAGAGCUUGUCAAAGUGACCAAUGAUAUCAAUGAUUUGGACAAGGACGAAGUCAACGUCAUAUCCGGGGUGCUUGAGUUACGCAAGAAAACCGCAGAGGAUGUGAUGACCAGGAUUGAUGAUGCGUUUAUGUUGCCGCUGGAUGCGGUUCUCGAUUUCGAAACUAUCACCGAAAUAAUGAAGUCGGGAUUUUCCCGAAUUCCUGUGUACGAAAACGAAAGGAACAAUAUAAUCACGUUGCUUUACAUCAAAGAUCUAGCAUUCGUUGAUCCGGACGAUAACACGCAAUUGAAGACGCUUUGUGAAUUCUAUCAAAAUCCGUGCCAUUUUGUGUUCGAAGAUAUUACUUUAGAUCUAUUGUUUAAGCAGUUCAAAGAGGGCCACAAGGGUCACAUGGCUUUCGUGCACCGUGUUAACAACGAAGGGGAAGGUGAUCCCUUCUACGAAACGGUCGGCUUGGUAACGCUAGAGGACGUCAUCGAAGAGUUAAUCCAAGCGGAAAUAAUGGACGAAACAGACGUAUUUACGGACAACCGUAGGAAAGUACGUCGUGAUCGCAUCAAAUGUCAGGAUUUCGCAGUAUUUUCGCAAGGUCGCGAUGGUACUUCGCAACGUUUGCGAAUAUCACCACAGCUCACUUUGGCUACAUUCCAGUAUCUGAGUACUUCGGUAGAUGCGUUCAAAGCGGACGUGGUUUCGGAAACCAUUCUCCGUCGGCUGCUCAAUCAGGACAUUGUUCACCACGUGAAGCACAAAGGUAAAGAUAAGAACGACCCCAGCAUGUUUAUCAUCUCUCGUGGCAAGCCGGCAGACUUUUUUGUACUUAUACUGGAGGGACGGGUCGAGGUGACGGUUGGUAGAGAAAAUUUAGUCUUUGAAAGUGGGCCCUUUACUUACUUCGGAACGCAAGCAUUGAUACAAAAUGUGGGUGUCGAUAUUCCGACGGAUUCGUCUCAGCAAAUUAUGGGCUCGUUACAGUCUCUCAAUAUGGACGCCAUGCUGCGCCAUACGUUCCUGCCGGAUUACACGGUGAAGGCGGUCACCGAGGUGGUCUACAUUCAAAUCAAACGCAAUUUGUACUUAGCAGCCAAACGUGCUACACUGAUGGAGCGUUCGCAACGUGUGGGAGAACAUUCGCUGGAACCGUUCGACGAUGAGGUGGAAAAGCUGCUGCACUCUCUGGACGAAGAUGAUCGAAGUGUUGGUGCCGAUACGACGAAUCUACAGACGCCCAAGGCCAGCAAACCCACUAGCAAUGCUCCCUCACCGACAACGAUAGUCUCCGAGCGACCGACACCGGAUCAGAACAAUGGACCAAUUUCGAGUACCGUGCCGUUAAACCUGAAUGUAUUAAGCAUGCGCAGUAAUAGCCUAGCUGUUACCUCCCAGCGAACGCUGGACGAAUCCGAAAAACCGUUAUUAACCCGUUCCAAAUCUUAAUAUUGUACCGUUUUGCAACCUAAGUUUAAAGUAAUGUUUGUAGUCCUGGUUGUAGUCAAAGAACCUUAUCAAUACUAGUAAAGAACAAAUCAAAUCAAAGUUAUUACAUAAGAGAACUUCCAAUACAUUUUAUUUUAUGUUUUGAAGUAAGGAAAAUUUAACUCAUGCAGAUGAUUGUGUAGUGUGUAAGUGAAAUCUUUGUCAUUUCCGAAGAGAGGACGUCCAUGAAAUAAAGAAAAAAAAACGAGACCGGUAUGAUGUGUUCGUUUGCUAAUGCGUUCUACUGUCACUUCGACAAACAAAAAGCAUCGAAUGAAGCAAAUUAAUAUCACUUCUAUUGAGAUAUUUUAUUUAAGACUUGUAAUCACCUAGGUUAGUACUUAUUAUACACGAAGUAAGUUCCUUUAGAGAUGGGAGAUAAACUAGUGUUGCAUUAUGGAUAAAUUUGUAGUUGAAACACGAACUUAGUUACAAUGUGGCACACAAAAAAAAACGUCCCUGCAUUUCAAAACCAAAAUGAAACUGUUGUAUGAUAUAAAUUUAGCAGAUGAAAAUAAAAUGUUUGUUUGAAACUUA